GUGAAACAGUGUUUUUAUCGCCACGAAAUUAUGUGUAGGAUAUUAUAGCUUAUAAUACGUGAAAUUAGUGAAAUUGUUGAAGUAAUAUACAAAGUGUGAAUGGCAGCUGUGAAUUACGCAAGAUGAUUGUAUAUGUUAUGUUACAACAGUAUAAUAUAUAAUAUAAUAUUAUCUAGAGUAACCAAACGCGACCAGCGGAUAGUUAAGUUGUAUGUUUAUUUGACAGGGCACGUGAACAUCCAUUUACUUGUAAUACAUGUACAUUGAAAGUUUACGAAUAUAGCAGACUUCGUUAAUCGAUCGAUCGUCAAACGGCACGAUACCUCAAAUUCAAAAGUACCUGUAAAACGUACUAGUACCAAGCGUUCGAUGCGUGACAUGGGCCUUACACAGGUGGAGAAGAUUAUUCCAGGAGUCCGAUGGCUUCGAGGAUACAAUGCGCAGUUUGCAGUGGCUGACCUAAUCGCUGGGAUCACCGUUGGUCUAACAGUGCUACCACAAGGUUUGGCCUACGCUACAUUAGCUGGAUUGGAGCCACAGUAUGGAUUGUAUUCGGCUUUCAUUGGCGGCUUGGUGUAUGCGUUGAUGGGUGGCUGCCGAGAGGUUACAAUCGGACCGACAGCAUUGCUAGCGUUGAUGACCAGUCGGCACACUGGGUACGGUGGCGAUUCUGGUCCGCAGUUUGCAAUUUUACUAUGCUUUCUGGCCGGACUUGUCGAACUGUUGAUGGCAGUUCUACGGUUAGGCGCUUUAGUGGAUCUGAUAUCGCUGCCUGUGACGGUUGGAUUUACUUCAGCCACGGCACUUAUCAUUGGUGCAUCGCAGCUGAAAGCACUUCUGGGUAUUCGAGGAGGAUCCGGUUCGGGGUUUGCUGAAACUAUCAAAACUGUUAUCCAAAAUAUCGGAAGUGCUCGUGUUGCGGACAGUAUAUUGGGAUUAACAGCCAUAGCAGUGCUGUUGGCGUUGAGAAAACUGAAAGACAUCAAAACACCUGCACAAGCCGGCCAAGGGCGGAAAGCCCUUGGUAUGGCAUUAUGGUUGAUUGCAACGGCAAGAAAUGCUCUUCUGGUGCUGGUCACCAGUCUGCUUGCGUUCUACUUUGAUCGUCAGGGCGAGAGACCCUUCAUAUUGACUGGUACCGUAAGAAGUGGAAUUCCUGCAUUUAAUUUACCUCCCUUUUCCACACAAAUUUCUGGUCCUAACAACACAUCAACCGAGCUCGGGUUCAUCGAAAUGACUUCCGAACUUGGCGUGAACGUUGUCUUGGUGCCGGUGAUCGCAGUGUUAGGUAAUGUGGCGAUCUCAAAGGCGUUCGGUGGUAGCGGAAUCAACCCGACAAAGGAGCUAGUGGCCCUGUCACUGAGUAACAUUUUCGGAUCAUUCUUCAGUUCAAUUCCAGUUACGGGAUCAUUCUCCAGAAGUGCGGUUAACCAUGCUAGCGGAGUGAAAACACCGAUUGGUGGAAUCUAUACCACUGCUCUAGUGUUACUAGCUCUUGGUUUACUUACACCAUAUUUUCAGUUCAUACCGAAAGCAGCUCUUAGUGCAGUAAUCAUUUCAGCCGUAAUAUUUAUGAUCGAAUAUGAAGUUAUACGACCGCUUUGGAGGUGUAACAAACGAGAGUUGAUCCCGGGAGCUAUCACGUUUGUAUUGAGUUUGAUAAUUGGUGUGGAAUUGGGGCUGCUAGCCGGUGUACUAGCUGAUCUAGCAUUUGUGGUUUAUCGCACCGCGAGGCCGAUUUUAAGUGUUGAAGUCGCUUCAACACCUUUGGAUGUUCAGUACAUUAUCAUCCGACCACGACACAGCCUUCUGUAUUUUCCCGCCGUCGAGUGGGUGCGGAAUGGAAUAUCUAAAGCAAUUAAGAAGCAUGGAAACAUUCCAGUUGUGCUAGAUUGCCGGAUUGUUCAUGAAUUCGACUAUACUGCAGCAACUGGAUUGGGAGCACUUCAUAAAGAGCUAGAUGCCAAGAAAAUUCCCCUGUUGGUGCUGGGACCAUCCGACGAAGUACGAAUUAUGUUGCGUGAAACGUUAAAGAGUACCAUGUUAGAAGCUAGUACUGAACAGGAGUUGGAAUCUGUGCUGCAAGGUUUAAACUGCGAAAGCAAAAAGUACGAACUGGGAGAAGUUGUGACACCGUUACUUUCGCAAACGACCACCGAUCAAGCGAUUGUAAGAGCAGUUGUUGAUGAAUGACGAGACGCGGAUGAACUAACUAAAUUAAUUGUGUAAAUUAGGUUCGUAAGAAUGUGAUACUUGCGAUCCUUUUUUUCUUUAGGAAACGAAACGAAUUAUCUCUAUGAAGUAUCUCUUGGGAUAUCCCUAUGUUCCUCUCUUAGUAUAUUUUUGUAUAUAAUGGUAUAAAUUUCAGUAGUGAACACUGCCGUUUAUGUUCAAAUGGGUCUUACACACCCUUCCAAUCAUGCUACACCACUUCACUUUAAUUUUACAUCAUUGUAUUUAUCAAAUUUGUUUUCAAAUUAAAUAAAUUGGUUUUGCAUAGCUGGUUAAACCAUGGUCUGCUGCGUAGCCGACCUGACCUGGAUUCAAAUAUCAUCUCCAGCGCA
Topomyia yanbarensis is the source of this 2564-nucleotide messenger RNA. Its product is annotated as sodium-independent sulfate anion transporter. The transcript is spliced from 6 exons. Lineage: Eukaryota; Metazoa; Arthropoda; Insecta; Diptera; Culicidae. Gene Ontology annotation, cellular component: membrane. Gene Ontology annotation, molecular function: sulfate transmembrane transporter activity. The coding region runs from base 370 to 2193 and encodes 607 amino acids. Gene Ontology annotation, biological process: transmembrane transport. The record is from RefSeq and is a predicted model, not a curated record.